GAAAGUACGUUGUCAGAAUUUUUGACCAGUGAAAUCGACGCUGAAAAGGAGGUAGCAGAACAAGAACUACAUGGUCAGGGUGUACCUCAUAUGGAAGGGUUCAAGGUUUCCACCAAUGAAGAUCAGGUUACUUUAACAAAAGAGAUUGGAAAGGAAACAAUUACUGUAAAGUUCAACGUCAGUCUCUGCGUCGAUUCGGAAGCGAUGUCUGGUAGCAGCUCAGAACAAGAGAAGCACCGAGAAGAAUCACCUGCGAUCACAUGUAAACCUCCGUUUACCGUUUUCAUUGCGAAAGACAAGCAGAACCUCGUUUUUGAAUGUGAAUUUGUACAACCGUAUGAUGAGGAGGAAUUGCGAUCCGCCGGCGAACAUUUGGCCGAUUCUUUCAACAUCGAGGAGAUUUACACUUUUACCGAUGAAGUAACCGAAGAAACUUACUCCGUACGAGGGGAUAUUAUCGAUGGGGAGCUGUACGACAAUCUCAUGGAAUACCUCAACGAACGAGGAAUCAAUGGUGCAUUUGCACAGAACCUGAUCCGCUUUGCUACCCAUUACGAGCACGCGCAGUACAUUUCGCUUCUUCAGAAAAUGCGUGCGUUUGUCAGCAGCUAG
Molecule: messenger RNA, 612 nt
Organism: Soboliphyme baturini
Lineage: Eukaryota; Metazoa; Nematoda; Enoplea; Dioctophymatida; Soboliphymatidae
Source: the annotation of a GenBank genome assembly